This is a messenger RNA of Aureobasidium subglaciale EXF-2481, 1304 nucleotides long. RefSeq lists its product as uncharacterized. Gene Ontology annotation, molecular function: protein kinase activity; ATP binding. Gene Ontology annotation, biological process: protein phosphorylation. Bases 133 to 1176 code for a protein of 347 amino acids. Lineage: Eukaryota; Fungi; Ascomycota; Dothideomycetes; Dothideales; Saccotheciaceae. The transcript has 4 exons. The record is from RefSeq and is a predicted model, not a curated record.
CGCGCGACGCGAAACUACAAUUCGCAUUCUUACUCCUGAUUACUCAUUUCUUCCAUCUGAUCAAGACAUUCGACUCCACGUUCCAUUCUCACUUUACUAGCUUUCCGCCCUUAUAAAUCCACGACACCAACAAUGCUCUUUCGCUGUACCCACGCCUUGAGAUCUGUAACGAUGUCUUCGACUCUCGCGGGUCAAUCUGGCCGCCUAUAUAUACGUGAUAAGCUACUACAGGCUCAUCCCAAUCGACCAGAACUUGAUUUAUAUCGUGCAUCUUCUGGCAACAAACAAUAUGUCUUGAAACGCGUAUCCCAUUCAAUCUUUUGCCUUCUGAAAGAAGUCAAAGAGAUAUUCAGUGGAAAUCCUCACUUGCGACUGCACAUCGAUCAUAACGACAAGGAGCAGAUCCUCGUCUACGAGUACUUCCGAAUCGAUCUGCUCACGUUAGUCAAGAACUGCCCAGAAAUGUCCGUUCAAUCAAGAAAAUCAAUUCUUCAAGACGUUGGCCUAGCUCUUUAUGAUAUGCAUUCGAAGGACUGGAUACACUUGGAUGUAAAACCAAAUAAUGUCAUGGUCGAAUGUGAUCUAGAUGGAAGGGCGUCUGUCUGGAAGCUACAAAAGGUGGCAUUAGGUGACAUGGAUUGCGCUUUAAAGUUGGGCGACGAGAAAACUCUCGACGCCAUGAUCGGCAAUGUCAUGUGGCGUAGUCCCGAAGGGCAGAUAGGCAAGGGGAUUGGCAAGCCAUCGGAAGUGUUUUCAUUCGGACUUCUUUGCUUCUUUGUGAUCACGGGAGUCGAAUGGCUUCACCCCAACUUCGACGAUCUAGAGACGGACCCUGAGCCAGUGAUACUGUACAAGUUACUUACAGCCUUUGGACCGCUUCCGAAGGCACUUGUAUCGCAUAUCAAUGACGAACCAGGAGGGGCACUCAUGGAAGGUUUGUGGGAAGCUAUCGAGGAAGAAGGACUUUACGAGCCUUUCAAGGACUGGCCACAGAACAAAUUCCCGAACCUUGAUCACGAGGCAAAAGGGUUGAUUUUAAGGAUGACAAACCUCGAUCCGGCCCAAAGAGCAACGAUGUCGGAAGUCAUGGAGGAUUCCUACUGGGACGCAGUCAGAGAUCUCAGGGUUGUUGGUGCAAAGGGCAGCACAAAAGACUUUCUAGGCCAGUAUCUCUAAAUACACGCCUAAGAACGCCACUAAAAAGGUAACAAGAAGCAGGGUUUACUAUUACUGAAUGUCAUGAUGUUAUUUGAACUAUGUAUAAAUUCAUACUAUAAAGAGAUGAUUUAUCUUUUGAACGUCCU